This is a messenger RNA of Acomys russatus (golden spiny mouse), 4293 nucleotides long. It is a transcript of the gene Slc12a2, whose product is annotated as solute carrier family 12 member 2. Gene Ontology annotation, cellular component: membrane. The record is from RefSeq and is a predicted model, not a curated record. Gene Ontology annotation, molecular function: sodium:potassium:chloride symporter activity; ammonium channel activity. The transcript is spliced from 27 exons. Bases 149 to 3736 code for a protein of 1195 amino acids. NCBI's taxonomy places the organism in Eukaryota, Metazoa, Chordata, Mammalia, Rodentia, Muridae. Gene Ontology annotation, biological process: cell volume homeostasis; sodium ion homeostasis; chloride ion homeostasis.
GGCGGUGAGCGUGCCGCGCGGGCUGAGUGGCGGCGCCGCGACACUCUCACCCGGCUCCUCAGCCGCACCGCCAGCCAGGGAACCCCCGAGCCGCGCUGUGCGCAGCGUUCACCCGCCCGCUCCGCAGGUCCCCGUGCGUCGGGCGGCGAUGGAGCCCCGGCCCGCGGCGCCCUCGUCUGGUGCUCCGCGGCCCGCCCGGGAUGGGGACGCGCCGCCGGCUGCCGCCGGGGUGGACCUGCCCGGCACAGCCGUGCCCUCCGGUCGAGAGGAUGCUACGGCCGGGAGCCAGGCCGGCGGGGUGCGCGGAGAGGGAGCCGCGGCGGCGGGCGAUGGGCUGGGCAGACCUCUGGGGCCCACCCCCAGCCAGAGCCGCUUCCAGGUGGACCUGGUUUCCGAGAACGCCGGGCGGGCCGCGGCGGCGGCCGCGGCUGCUGCUGCGGCUAAGGAGACCCCAGCGGCCGGGAAAACCGGCAGCGAGAGCGGCGUGACCAAGGGCAGCGAGGAAGCCAAGGGCCGCUUCCGCGUGAACUUCGUGGACCCCGCUGCCUCCUCGUCGGCGGACGACAGCCUGUCGGAUGCGGCGGGGGUUGGUAGUGACGGGCCCAACGUGAGCUUCCAGAACGGCGGGGACACGGUGCUGAGCGAGGGCAGCAGCCUGCACUCGGGCGGCGGCAGUGGACACCACCAGCAGUACUACUAUGACACCCAUACCAACACCUACUACCUGCGCACCUUCGGCCACAACACCAUGGACGCGGUGCCCAGGAUCGACCACUACCGGCACACGGCCGCGCAGUUGGGCGAGAAGCUGCUCCGGCCCAGCCUGGCAGAGCUCCACGACGAGCUGGAAAAGGAACCAUUUGAGGAUGGCUUUGCAAAUGGAGAAGAAAGUACUCCAACCAGAGAUGCUGUGGUCACAUACACUGCUGAAAGUAAAGGAGUUGUAAAGUUUGGCUGGAUCAAGGGUGUAUUAGUACGCUGUAUGCUAAACAUUUGGGGUGUGAUGCUCUUUAUUAGAUUGUCAUGGAUUGUGGGUCAAGCUGGAAUAGGUCUCUCCGUACUUGUAAUAGCAAUGGCCACCGUUGUGACGACUAUCACAGGAUUGUCUACUUCAGCAAUAGCUACCAAUGGGUUUGUAAGAGGAGGAGGAGCAUAUUAUUUAAUCUCCAGAAGUCUAGGGCCAGAAUUUGGUGGUGCAAUUGGCUUGAUCUUUGCUUUUGCCAAUGCAGUGGCUGUUGCUAUGUAUGUUGUUGGGUUUGCAGAAACUGUGGUGGAACUGCUUAAGGAACAUUCCAUACUUAUGAUUGAUGAAAUCAAUGAUAUCCGAAUUAUUGGAGCCAUUACAGUAGUGAUUCUUCUGGGUAUCUCUGUAGCCGGAAUGGAGUGGGAAGCAAAGGCUCAGAUUGUUCUGCUGGUGAUUCUUCUUCUGGCCAUCGGUGACUUUGUCAUAGGAACAUUUAUCUCACUGGAGAGCAAGAAGCCCAAGGGUUUCUUUGGCUAUAAAUCGGAAAUAUUUAGUGAGAACUUUGGACCGGACUUUCGAGAGGAAGAGACUUUCUUUUCUGUAUUUGCCAUAUUUUUUCCUGCUGCAACUGGUAUUCUAGCUGGAGCAAAUAUCUCAGGUGAUCUUGCAGAUCCUCAAUCAGCCAUACCCAAAGGAACGCUCUUAGCCAUCUUGAUUACGACGGUGGUUUACAUAGGAAUUGCAGUGUCUGUGGGUUCUUGUGUUGUUCGGGAUGCCACUGGGAAUGUUAAUGAUACCAUGACAAUGGAGCUAACAAACUGUACAUCUGCAGCCUGCAAAUUAAACUUUGACUUUUCUUAUUGUGAAAGUCAUGCUUGCUCUUACGGGCUAAUGAACAACUUUCAGGUGAUGAGCAUGGUGUCAGGAUUUGCACCCUUAAUCUCUGCAGGCAUCUUCUCAGCUACACUUUCAUCAGCAUUAGCAUCUCUUGUGAGUGCUCCCAAAAUAUUUCAGGCUUUAUGUAAGGACAAUAUCUACCCAGCUUUCCAGAUGUUCGCUAAAGGUUAUGGGAAAAAUAAUGAGCCUCUCCGUGGUUACAUCUUAACAUUCUUAAUUGCACUUGGAUUCAUCCUAAUCGCUGAAUUGAAUGUUAUUGCUCCAAUUAUCUCUAAUUUCUUCCUUGCAUCGUAUGCGUUAAUCAAUUUUUCAGUAUUCCAUGCAUCACUUGCAAAAUCUCCAGGGUGGCGCCCUGCAUUCAAAUACUACAACAUGUGGGUGUCCCUUCUCGGAGCGGUUCUUUGCUGCAUGGUAAUGUUCGUCAUUAACUGGUGGGCUGCCCUGCUCACAUAUGUGACUGUUCUGGGGCUGUACAUUUACGUCACUUACAGAAAGCCAGAUGUAAACUGGGGAUCCUCCACACAAGCCCUGACUUACCUGAGUGCACUGCAGCAUUCAAUUCGUCUUUCUGGGGUAGAAGACCAUGUGAAAAACUUCAGGCCACAGUGUCUUGUAAUGACAGGUUCUCCAAACUCACGUCCUGCUUUACUUCAUCUUGUUCAUGACUUUACAAAGAAUGUUGGCUUGAUGAUCUGUGGCCAUGUGCAUAUGGGCCCUCGAAGACAAGCUAUGAAAGAGAUGUCCAUUGAUCAAGCCAAAUAUCAGCGAUGGCUCAUUAAGAACAAAAUGAAGGCUUUCUAUGCUCCAGUUCACGCAGAUGACUUGAGAGAAGGUGCUCAGUAUCUGAUGCAGGCUGCUGGACUUGGUCGUAUGAAACCAAACACACUUGUCCUUGGAUUUAAGAAAGACUGGUUACAAGCAGAUAUGAGGGAUGUGGAUAUGUAUAUAAACUUAUUUCAUGAUGCUUUUGACAUACAGUACGGCGUUGUGGUUAUUCGCCUGAAGGAGGGACUGGACAUCUCACACCUCCAGGGACAAGAAGAAUUAUUGUCUUCACAAGAAAAAUCACCCGGUACCAAGGACGUGGUAGUUAAUGUGGACUACAGUAAAAAGUCAGAUCAAGAUACUUGUAAAUUAUCUGGUGAAAAAUCUGUUACACAUAAAGAUGAGGAAGAGGAUGGCAAGACUCCAACUCAGCCACUGUUGAAAAAAGAAUCCAAAGGCCCUGUUGCACCUUUAAAUGUAGCUGACCAAAAGCUUCUUGAAGCUAGCACACAGUUUCAGAAAAAACAAGGGAAGAAUACUAUAGAUGUCUGGUGGCUUUUUGAUGAUGGAGGUUUGACCUUAUUGAUACCCUAUCUUCUGACUACCAAGAAAAAGUGGAAAGAUUGUAAGAUUCGAGUAUUCAUUGGUGGAAAAAUAAACAGAAUAGACCAUGACCGGAGAGCGAUGGCAACUUUACUUAGCAAAUUCCGAAUAGACUUCUCCGAUAUCAUGGUCCUAGGAGAUAUCAAUACCAAACCAAAAAAAGAAAAUAUUGUCACUUUUGAUGACAUGAUUGAGCCGUAUAGACUUCAUGAAGAUGACAAAGAACAGGAAAUUGCAGAUAAAAUGAAAGAAGAUGAACCUUGGCGAAUAACAGACAAUGAGCUUGAGCUUUAUAAGACUAAGACAUAUCGGCAGAUCAGGUUAAAUGAAUUAUUAAAGGAGCAUUCAAGCACAGCUAAUAUAAUUGUCAUGAGUCUCCCAGUUGCACGGAAAGGUGCUGUGUCUAGUGCUCUGUACAUGGCUUGGUUAGAAGUUCUGUCUAAGGACCUGCCGCCAAUCCUCCUGGUUCGCGGGAAUCACCAGAGCGUCCUUACCUUCUAUUCCUAAUUGUUCUGCAUCGUGGAGUUCCCUCCGAGAAUGGUACUUCAGUGCCUAGUGAAGUGGCUGAGAUCGUCAGCAUCACCUCAGCAUCACAGGGGAGCUGGGACUCCUUCAUACGUCAUUAUUAGAAAGCACAUGGAAAGUCGCUCCGCUGAUGAGACACACAGAGACUUCAGUUCUAGUUUACGCCAUAGCUCAAUUUUAAUGACUGGUGAUUCAUGUUGGACUGAAGUUCAUGAGAGUAAAGUUUUCCUUUGCUACUUGAAAGCAAUAAGAGUGUAUUUUUUUUUUUUUUGAUUGAUGAAAGGAGUACAAAAGCCUUUAGCCUUGAGGUGCCUUCUGAAAUUAACCAAAUUUCAUCCAUAUAUCUAUCAUCUUUUGUAAAUUUAUAGAAUGUUUGAACUCUGCCUUCAGAUAUUAUUUUUAUUUCUAAUCUCUGUCACCUUAAGUGGACACUGCUUUUCUCCUCCCAUUGACCAGUUAGUGUUGAGUAAUGUGUGUUUUGUAUUACUUUUGUAAAGGUAUCUGUUAGAUACUAAAGAGGAUUAGGACAAAAUAAAAUA